Messenger RNA from Cryptomeria japonica (Japanese cedar), 2004 nucleotides. Its product is annotated as putative disease resistance protein RGA3. The record is from RefSeq and is a predicted model, not a curated record. Gene Ontology annotation, molecular function: ADP binding. Gene Ontology annotation, biological process: defense response. The transcript has 4 exons. Bases 1 to 2004 code for a protein of 667 amino acids. Lineage: Eukaryota; Viridiplantae; Streptophyta; Pinopsida; Cupressales; Cupressaceae.
AUGGGGAAGACGAUUAAAGAUCUAAAAGAUAGGAUGAGCUCUACUAUUCAAAAGGCACAGGAGAUCAAUCUUGUUCGUCAGGUGUUGAAUUCAAGUCAGCCUUCAAGUUGUACUUCCCAAAUACGGAGAAAAGGGAGUAAGCCGGAUUCACAAGCAGUGGCAGUGGAGCACAAGGUGGAGGAAAUAGUGAGAUUGUUAGGGGAUCCUGCUGUUAAGGUCAUUGCCAUCGUGGGUAUGGGCGGCCUGGGUAAAACUUUCCUUCUGCAGCAUGUCUACGACAGAACAAAACAUGGGUACGAAUAUUCUGCCUGGAUUUCUGUUUCACAGUCUUUUUCUCUCAGAACUUUGCAAUGUAACCUAGAGCUAGUAUCUGACUUGAUAAGUGAGAAACUAGAGGGGAGAACGUGUUUGAUUGUUCUGGAUGACUUGUGGAAGAGUAGUCUAGAAGGUGAUUUGGUACAAUGUGUUGGCCUUCCCACUGGUAUUAAUAGCCAGUGUAAAAUUUUGGUUACUACCAGAAAUAGAGAUGUUGCUGCAAAUAUGAGGGCCCAUGUAUAUGAGAUGCAACGCCUCUCGGAGGAGGACAGUUGGAAUCUGUUUUGCCUGUUUGCCUUUUCCGAUUGUGAGGGAAAUAGGUCGCCUGAGCACCUGGAGAGGUUGGCUCACCAAAUUGCAGAAAAAUGUGGGAGGUUGUCACUGGCCGUUAAGACGUCAAAACUGAAGCAAUUAAAAGAUGUAGUAGGGGCAGAGAAUUCCACCUUGCAGAUCCUCAAGCUGAGUUACGACUCUCUUCCACUCUAUGUCAAAGCUUGUUUUUCUUAUUUUCCUUUCUUUCCAGAGGACAUACACAUAUCUUUUUAUGUAGCAAAAGAUUUGACAUUUAUACACAAGGAAUAUUUGAUAUAUUUGUGGAUGGCCGAAGGGUUUAUUCCACAAGAAAAGGAUAGAGAACAGUGUGAUAUUGGGAAAGCUCUCUUCAUCGCUAACAAUUUCUCCGCACUCUCACUCUCUCAAACUGCAGAAAUUACAAGUAUUCCAGAACUAUUGUUUGAUCGUCUCAGAGUACUCCGGGUUCUCGACUUUAGCAACACUGCCAUCUCUACAUUGCCAAAAUGUGUUGGGAAAUUGAAGCUUCUCAAGGUUCUGAAUUUGUCUAAAACAAAGAUCAUGGAGGUGUCGGAUUGUGUUAGAAGACUCAAGAGUCUUCAAUUUCUUGAUGUUGGAUGUAGUAGCAUACAACGUGUACCUGACUGGAUAGGCGAACUAAAAUCUCUUUCCCAUCUUGAUGUAAGUCACUGCUCAGAAGAACUUAAGACCAGGGAAAUGCCCAAGGGAAUAUCAAAUCUCUCGAGUCUGAGGACAUUGAGAUCAGGAUGCUUCCCAUUGUCUACUGUAGAGAGUGAAUUCUUAAAUGUUAAAGAUGUCGGCAAUUUGAUCAAUCUGCAGGAAAUAAGCUUUAGUAUAAAAGAUGAACGUGGAUUGAGAAGUGUAGAAGAUGAACAUGCUUUUGAGCGCCUAGUGAAAAUGAGAAUUCUUGUGGUAAAGCAACUUUGGCUUUGUCGUUUUUCUGUGCCAAGUUGGAUAUGUGGUAUGGUAAAUCUGACAGAACUUGUGUUAAUUGAGUGCAGUGAUUAUCCUUUGCUCCAAAGCAUGCCCAACUUACGAUCAUUGGUUUUAAGGAAAGGUUCAAGAUGCAAAGAAUUGCCAAAGAAGUUUGGAGAGAGUGGAGGAUUUCCUAAGCUGGUUAGGCUAUUUAUGUAUGACUUCCCUCUUUUGGAGGAGUUGCCGGCAUUGGAGGAGGGAGCGAUGCAACGUCUAGAAGUGCUAUGGAUAUAUGAUUGUCUGCGAGUGAAGAAAAUUCCAGACGGAUUGGAGCGGUUGAGGAGACUAAAAGGGAUAGAUGUGGAGCAGGCAAGUAGUGAGUUAGCGGAGAGGUUAAAGGAAGGUGGGGAAGAUUGGAACAAAAUCAAAGCCAAUAAUUCCAACAUAGAGAUCUGCAUAUAG